UUUGCAACCCUGGGCUUCCUCCAAAUGAGAAGCGGGGCUGAAGGAGAAACUUUAUUCUUCUAUCCAGUAGUUCUGUAACCACUGACGGCCAUACCCCAUAUGUGGAAAGAGGGUGCUUUACCCAGAGUCCCAGCUACCACUAGGGCAAGCCACAAAACCCCAACUUAGGGACUGUCUCCCAGCUCUGGCCAUGUGCAGUUUUGUGGCUGUGUAUCCACAGGGAAAGGAACAGCCUUUUGGGGGCUAUUUGGCCAGGAGGAUGCAAAUUCCCCCAUGAGUUAUGAAGACCAAAUCCGCACAACUGGGAGACAGCCAUGUCUACAGGGAAAUAUUGAAGCCAUUUUCUUAGGCCGGACAGGAGUGAGCACUUUGACUCUCUCCUCAGGCUGAAGGACAAAAGGGCUUGGAGACAGGCACUGCAGGAUGACGUCCAGGACCAGAGUUUUGAUUCCUAUCUGCUGUGGAUCUUGGAGAGAGGUAGGGCUCUCUCUGCAACAGCACAGGGCAAGCACAGAGCAGGGGUCUGUGACAGGGCACGAGGACCAUCCUGUCCUGUCAGAGCCGGAUGGAGACUUCCAGCCAGCUCCUUGCCCCAGCCCCCAGUGAGCCGUUUCAGUCACUGAGCCAGAGAGGGGUACUACUUGGGACUUACAGUUUGUAUUGCUUUUCACACAUCAUUUUAAAUCCUCAGUCCCCCGGCCUGUUAGGUAUUAUGCCCUUUAAUCUGGAGAAAAUGAGGUCCCAUAAGGUUGGGUAGUCUGUUCAGGGACCCCUGUGAGUGUAUGGAUGUGACUUUGAAACAGGCCUCCCUGAUUCAGGGCUCCACUCUUGACCAAGUCCUGGUUGUCCCUCACCCCUGGCUCUGAUGACCCAGGGACUAUAGGACAGAGUGAGUUGGAAGGAAGCGAAGGGGGAGGUUGUCUGUGUGGGAGCGUUAAGGGCUGGUAGGAGCGGGGAGUUAGUGAUCUCCAUCUGUGCCCGGAGGCCAGGCUGGUGUGGCUUAGUGGCUUAGGGAUCACUCUGUGGUGUGUGUACAGCUUGGGUACACCACUCUGUGGUGUGUAUACAGCUUGGGUACUCCUGCUGGGGACCUUCACUCUCAAGUGCACGUAACGCUAUACAUACUCUUGCCGUCUGGCGUGUCUCUGGGAUCCUUUUUGCUCCCAUUUGCAACCUGAAAGCAGACCCUGGAGCCUGGCCUCCCUACCCUUUUUCGUUUGGGCCCAGGCCUUAGGCACUCGGAUGCAGACCAGAUCUUUGUCCUUUCCUUCGCUAGGUUGGAGGAAAUGCAAUGCUCUAGAACUCAGCUUAGCAGAAGUUGCUGGAGGCAUGGUUCCUUGCUUACCUGCUAGCCUAAAGGACAUGUAGCAGAUCACGGUCACUACACGUAGACAGCAGUCACCAAAAGAAGGGGUGCAGAGCCAGGCUGGCAGUUAGUGGGGACCCAGGGCCAAGGGAGGUCAUCUUGGAGAUGAGUGACACUCACGGUAGAGGAGGAGCUGGUAUGCGGCAGUUAGGUUGGACCCAUGGGGUCAGACCAGAUCCUGGUUGGGUCAGAAUGGGGAUCUCCAGCUGAGGUGGGUAGACCAUCAGGCUUUGGCCUACAAGGUGCAUACAGAAGCAGGUAAAGGUGGAGAUAAAGACGCAGGUAAAGGUAAAUGGCUUCAUUUCUCCUAGUAAACAUGGAGAGAAUCUGAUCUAAAGCAUCUGAGGAGACAAGCCAGUAGUCAGGUGACAUGCCAGGCACCAGGUCUCCUCUCAAGAGGGCUGACUUCUGCAGCAGAGAGUGAGAAUCAGGCUCAGAGGACGAGUGAUUCCCAGUGGUACCUGGGGAGGACUUCAGUGAAGAUUGCCUGGCAAGGGAGAAGGAAACUCGUGGGGACAAGUCCAGGCCUGGACCUUAUUGUGCCCUUCCUCCCCUGCAGGGUGAGUGUGCUCCAGAGAGACACAGUCCUUAAGGUCACAUGUCUGCUCUGUAUUGAUAGUCAAGGAGCCGGCACAGCUCUGUCGAAGAUGCACUGGACACCAGAACACGCCCAGCCCCUCAACCAGUGGCCAGAGCAGCACCUGGACGUCUCCUCCACUACCCCAUCGCCGGCCCACAAGUUGGAGAUGCCUCCAGGGGGUCGCCAGCGCUGCCACUACGCUUGGGCACACGACGACAUCUCCGCCCUCACUGCCUCCAACCUCCUCAAGCGCUACGCUGAGAAGUACUCCGGAGUCCUGGACUCGCCCUACGAGCGCCCGGGCCUAGGCAGCUACGGUGACGCCGCCUUCCUCAACGGCGCCAAAGGGGACCCGGAGCCCUGGCCGGGGCCGGAGCCACCUUACCCCUUGGCCUCGCUCCACGAAGGCCUCCCGGGAGCCAAGCCGGCCGGCGGGGGUGGGUCCGCAGGCCUCGGGGGCUCCCCGGUAGUAGCCGGGAACCUGGCUGAGCCGCUGUACACGGGCAACGCGUGCGGGGGCCCAUCGGCGGCCACCGAGUACGCGACGGGCUACGGGGGCGGGUACCUGGCGCCCGGCUACUGCGCGCAGACGAGCGCCGCGCUGGCCGCGCCGCCCCCGGCCGCGCUCCUGCAGCCAGCCCCGCCGCCGGGCUACGGGCCCUCGGCGCCGCUCUACAACUACCCGGCGGCCGGCUACGCCGCGCAGCCCGGCUACGGUGCGCUCCCGCCGCCCGCCGCGCCCCCCGCGCCCUACCUGCCGUCGGGCCUGGCGGCACCCACGCCCCUGCCGGCCCCGGCCCCGCCCCGGCCCGCGCCCUACGGCUUCCCCGCCGCCGCCGCCGCCGCCGAGGGCGUGUCGCUCAAGCGCAAGGCGGUGGACGAGGGCGCGGAGGCCCGCUACCGCAAGUACGCUUACGAGCCCGCCAAGGCCCCCGCGGCCGACGGUGCCGCCUACCCCGCCGCGGACGACGCCGAGUGUCGGGGCAACGGGUUCCGCGCGAAGCCCCCCGGAGCUCCGGAGGAGGGGACGGGCAAGUACGGCGGCGGCGGCCCUCUCAAGGUCCUGGGCUCCCCCGCCUACGGCCCUCCUCUCGAGCCCUUCGACAAGUUCCCCGAGCGGGCCCCGGCCACCCGCGGAGGAUUCACGGCGCCGUCGGGGGAGCCUCCCAAAGGUGUGGACCCGGGGACCCUGGAGCUGGUGACCAGCAAGAUGGUGGACUGCGGGCCCCCGGUGCAGUGGGCAGACGUGGCGGGCCAGGGCGCGCUCAAGGCGGCGCUGGAGGAGGAGCUGCUGUGGCCCCUGCUCAGGCCGCCCGCCUGUCCCGGCAGCGCGCGCCCGCCGCGGACCGUGCUGCUCUUCGGGCCCCGCGGCUCCGGCAAAGCGCUGCUGGGCCGCUGCCUCGCCACCCAGCUGGGCGCCACGCUGCUGCGCCUGCGCGGGGCCGGCCUGGCCGCCUCCGGCGCCGUCGAGGGCGCGCGCCUCCUGCAGGCGGCCUUUGCGGCCGCGCGCUGCCGGCCGCCGGCGGUGCUGCUCAUCAGCGAGCUGGACGCGCUGCUGCCGGCGCGGGACGACGGCGCCUCGCUGCGGGCGCCUCUGCUGGCCUGCCUGGACGGCGGCUGCGGCGCGCGCUCCGACGGCGUGCUGGUGGUGGGCACCACCUCGCGGCCGGGGGCCCUGGACGAGGCGACCCGCCGGCGUUUCGCGCUGCGCUUGUACGUGGCCCUGCCCGACGGCGCGGCGCGCGGGCAGAUCCUGCAGAGGGCGCUGGCUCAGCAGGGCUGUGCGCUGAGCGAGCGGGAGCUGGCCGCCCUGGUGCAGGGCACCCAGGGCUUCUCGGGCGGCGAGCUGGGGCAGCUGUGCCAGCAGGCAGCGGCCGAGGCGGGCCUCUCCGGACUGCAGCGGCCCCUUUCCUACAAAGACGUGGAGGCGGCUCUAGCCAAGGUGGGCCCUCGGGCCUCCCCCAAGGAGCUGGACUCGCUAGUGGAGUGGGACAAAAUGUAUGGCUCCGGACACUGAGGAUGGCAGAGGGGAGGCCACCUCCGCCUCAGGGGAUGUCCUUGGCCAAAGGAGUGAUGAAUGUGGGAUGGAAGAGGGGAGGAGGGCUCUGCCAGUGGAUUUGUUCUUUAUGGGAAGGAAAAUGCUUCUGCCCGGCAGAUCGAUGCCAUAUGCACCGUGUACUCAGGUUUCUCCUAUUUAUUGUGGACGGGAAGUUCGCCAUCUCCGCCGGGCACACCGGGCACACCCGACAUGAGCUGGCACCAGGGCCUAGGGAACUCCCGCCCUCUCUCCACAAUCCUUUUGCCUCCUUGCCCUCUGAGCAUCCUCCUUCCCCGUUCUACCUUCUCUGUAUUGACUUAGUUUCUCAAGGCAUUGUCCCUGACCCUCCCCAUACUGUCCCUGUUCCUUUCAGCUCCACCUUCCGGUCCCCACCUCAUCUGUCGCCCUCCGUGCUUCUCUGUGGAGCUGCUGUGUGUUUCCUGGACUCUGCUUUAAUCCCUCCUCACUGUUCCUCGUUCGUUCCUCGUUCACACCGCAGCGUCUCUUGACAGUUCUUUUGGCCCAGAGACUGAGAAGGGGGUGUAGUGAGCCCCACAACCCCCUCAGUACAUUUAUCCACCUGACAUCUUGGGUCUAAGGGGUGGGAACAAGGAAAGGGGGGGGAACACCCAAAGAAGGGUUUUAUUUUGUUUUUUUUUUUUUUUGGUUUGUUCAUUUUUGAGGUUUGCCCCAGAAAUGUAGGUUGCUUAAUAUUUUAGGCCUCUUAUUUUUGUAAGAUGUGUAGGAUUUGCUGUUUUUCGUUUUAUUUUGACAACUCAGGAAGAAACUGACCUCAGAAAGAAUGUUAGACUUUGCCUGCUCUCCUGUUACCCCCAGCCCCACCCCAGGGGAGCAGAUUCUCCCAGACCAGAGAGACUUGGGGCUUCUGAGGAACACCAGAGAAAAGCCCCAAACUGCUGUUCCUGGGAUAGAAACAGAAUGUAGCCAAGGGCUCCUCCCCAGGCCCAGCUCGGGAGCAAGAGGAGAGGGUGGGGACAGGGGACUCCAGAGGGCAAGUGAGCCUCGCUCCCUUAUUGCCACUGUCUCCUGUGGGCUCUGUCCUCGGCUCCAGGUUGUCUGUGAAGCUUACAAGGGGCUGGGGUGCUCUUGCCCAUAUCCUGCCUCAGAGGUGACCCAAGUGGGACGUUCUCAGGCCACCUCACUGGACACCUGCUUGGUCAGAGGCUCCCUAGACCAGGCUAAGAGGAUUCCCUCAGGAAUGAAGAUGAUCUAGCCGGAAGUCUGGCUGGGCACAAUAUUGACUACUAGGAGCCAGGCCACCUGUUCCUCUGGGACCUGUCAGGAGGCAGAGCAUUGCUCCGGAGAAAGUUCUGUGGGGAGUGUAUUUACUUGCUCCCCUGGAGUGUUGGGCCUGGAGAGUACAGGGUGUUUUCCGGUGACAGAGGGACUAGAACCCUCCUCUUCAGCCCCCAUUCCUCCUCCUGCUUGUUCCCUUCGUGGGGCUUCAGCGGUUUUAGCGCCUCAGACCAUGUCACAAUCUUUGGGGCAAAGAAGGGACGCUCCCCAUCUUUGUCCCACCCUGGCCCCCCACCCCCGCUUAUCCCUACAGUUCCUAGUCCCCUGUCAUGAGAGAUGUGGUAGGGGCCAGGGUGCUGAGGGCAGGUGCUAGCCGUGAGUGUGAACAGGAAAGUUCGGCCUCCUCUUCAUCCUUGUUCUCUCCAAGCCUCUCUCUGGAGCCAGCCAACCAAGGGCGGGACUCAGAGUGCUGCCGCAAAAAGAUCCUUGGUGGGAACACGGAGUAAAGGAGUUCUCUCAGGUCUGGGGGUGGGGGUGGGGUAGAGGGGUAGGGAAGAAGAGUUGGGGACCCAGCUGUCCCUUCAAGCAGCAGCACCUCUAGGGGGCUGGGUCGGAGUUCAUGGGCCAAUCCCCAGGGUCCCUACAUUUCCUUUGCUGGGCUCUUUGUCUUCCCAGGUUUGGAAGCUUUGCACAAGAAGACAGCCCCCAGCCUCAGCACCUACCUCAUAAGCACGGGGCAGGAUGGCAGGGCAGGUCCAGCUCUAGCAAUGUUGGGGGCAUACCAAAGAAUCCAGGGGUGGAGCGUGGGAGGGGCAGCGGGCCCUGCAGGGGAGGGCACACCGGCCGGCCGUCUACUCCCUCCGCUAAGGUUGGGGUGGGAUCCUGUCCUUCAGCUGUGACCAUUUCUACCUCAUUUUGCUGUGUGUUGUACAUGGACAUAUUUAUCUCCUGUCUGAUGAUGCUCUGCAGUUGUGGUCUGUCUACCUCAGAAGAGACUGUAUUUUAAGAGAAAAUAUUACACAGUAUUAAAGUUAUGAUGUGUGGUA
Peromyscus californicus insignis is the source of this 6287-nucleotide messenger RNA. It is a transcript of the gene Fignl2, whose product is annotated as fidgetin like 2. Bases 2014 to 3963 code for a protein of 649 amino acids. Lineage: Eukaryota; Metazoa; Chordata; Mammalia; Rodentia; Cricetidae. The transcript is spliced from 2 exons. The record is from RefSeq and is a predicted model, not a curated record. Gene Ontology annotation, molecular function: ATP binding; microtubule severing ATPase activity; ATP hydrolysis activity.